AUUCUUACUUAUUACAGUAAAUUUGUCUGUAUUUUUAAUUAGUACAUCAGUCAUCGUCUGGAUAGAGUUAUAGUAAAUACUACAGAAAAUGAUUGGUCUACGUGUGCUGUUGGGUAUAUCUCUGCUAGUCGUCCUUAUGAAUAUUUUGGCGGCUAAGGCGGAAUCAGAAAGAGUUUGCUAUCAACCUCCUGUAACUGGUGAGUGUCGUGCUGCCAUUCGGCGAUACUACUUUAAUCCCACUGUGGGGAGGUGCCUAGUAUUUAUUUACGGUGGCUGCGGUGGAAAUAGCAAUAACUUUAUAUCUCUAAGGGAUUGUGUAGCUAUUUGCGGUGCAAAGUGAACAACAGGAUAAUACCUACACGGAUUUUUUUUAAUCUUAAACGUAAUUCCUUUUGCAUCCAGUGGCGGACAAAUAAAUAAAAAUGCGAUAUUUUAAAUAA
Rhagoletis pomonella (apple maggot) is the source of this 440-nucleotide messenger RNA. RefSeq names its product kunitz-type serine protease inhibitor HMGS1-like. Gene Ontology annotation, molecular function: serine-type endopeptidase inhibitor activity. NCBI's taxonomy places the organism in Eukaryota, Metazoa, Arthropoda, Insecta, Diptera, Tephritidae. The record is from RefSeq and is a predicted model, not a curated record. Bases 89 to 340 code for a protein of 83 amino acids. The transcript is spliced from 2 exons.